AUGUUGUUCCGCAGCUUACGACCGGUACUAGCUUGUCGGUACGGGCGGCUAGGGGUGGGAUGUGGCAAGCAGUACCCGCGCCACUAUGGCAGCCAAGCUAACAUCAGUAAAGACACGAUCGAUCUGUACCGCCAGCAGUACGUGCGCGACUCGUGGACGAAUCUUACGCCGAAGGUGCUCUCACAUCUGGACCGGAACUUGCACCUGAAACGGCACCACCCGCUGUCGAUCGUGCGGGAGAAAAUAGUGAAAUACUUCUACGGAGCGUACCUGAGCCCCCGCGGAAACCCACUGUUCAGUGUGUACGACAACCUAAGCCCGGUCGUGUCGGUGGAGCAAAACUUUGACCAUCUGCUAAUACCCGAGAACCACCCGAGCCGGGCCAAGAGUGAUUGUUACUACGUCAACAAGGACUACUUGCUGCGGGCGCACACGACCGCCCACCAGGUGGAGCUGAUUCAGGCGGGACUGGACAACUUUCUGAUCGUCGGCGACGUGUACCGGCGCGAUGAAAUCGACGCCACACACUACCCCGUGUUCCACCAACUGGACGCCGUUCGGAUCGUCCACCAGGACAAGCUGUUCGAGCGGAAUCCGGAGCUGAAAAUCUUGGAAACGCGCUUCAAGACGCACCUGGCCAACGGGAGGCCCGACACGGGCACCAGCAGCCCGCUGGCCGAUUGUAUCGAUCAGCACAAACAGCCGUGCCACACGCUGGAGGCCGUGAAGCUGACGGAGCACGAAAUGAAGAAGCUUCUGGUCGGGUUGGUGCAAAAGUUUUUCGGUGAAAACAUCGAGUACCGUUGGGUGGACGCAUACUUUCCCUUCACGCAGCCCUCGUGGGAGCUCGAAAUAUUCUUCAACGGCAACUGGCUCGAGAUUCUCGGUUGUGGAAUUACGCGCAACGAAAUUUUGGAACGGGCCGGCGUCCACAACUCGAUUGCUUUCGCCUUUGGGUUGGGCCUGGAGCGGUUAGCCAUGAUACUGUUUGAUAUCCCGGACAUCCGGCUGUUCUGGAGCACCGACAGUGGAUUCCUGAACCAAUUCCGCGACGAUCGCAUCGUCAAGUAUCGGCCCGUUUCAUUGUACCCGCAGUGUAGCAACGAUUUGUCGUUCUGGCUUCCGGAAGGGAUGUCGGCGGACCAGUUCUCACUAAACGACUUCUACGAUACGGUGCGGACCGUUGGGGGUGAUAUUAUCGAACAGGUAACACUGAUCGAUCGCUUCACGCACCCAAAGUCGGGCAAAAGUAGCCUUUGCUUCCGGAUCGUUUAUCGGCACAUGGAGCGCACAUUGACGCAGGCCGAAGUGAACGCAGUGCACUCCAAAAUCGGUGCCGAACUAGUAGAAGCUUACAACGUUGUUGUACGAUAAAGACAAUUUAAAUGUGAAGCAAGUAUUUUUUUCUUCUGUAGUGAUUCGCGUGAAAAUAUUGAGAAUACUUUC
Anopheles cruzii is the source of this 1446-nucleotide messenger RNA. RefSeq names its product probable phenylalanine--tRNA ligase, mitochondrial (gene PheRS-m). Gene Ontology annotation, biological process: phenylalanyl-tRNA aminoacylation. Lineage: Eukaryota; Metazoa; Arthropoda; Insecta; Diptera; Culicidae. Gene Ontology annotation, molecular function: tRNA binding; ATP binding; phenylalanine-tRNA ligase activity. Gene Ontology annotation, cellular component: mitochondrion; cytoplasm. The record is from RefSeq and is a predicted model, not a curated record. The transcript has 2 exons. Bases 1 to 1374 code for a protein of 457 amino acids.